This is a messenger RNA of Penicillium atrosanguineum, 219 nucleotides long. RefSeq lists its product as uncharacterized. Lineage: Eukaryota; Fungi; Ascomycota; Eurotiomycetes; Eurotiales; Aspergillaceae. The coding region runs from base 1 to 219 and encodes 72 amino acids. The transcript has 3 exons. The record is from RefSeq and is a predicted model, not a curated record.
AUGCCGCCAAUGGUAGAUGCGAUGGAUCCACAAACUGUUGAAGACGCGACUUCACCACCUAGCGAGAGGGUGCGUGACUUUACGCGCAAAGUCAUCGUGCUAUAUCUUAUGGAGCAAAGUGAUGAGUUUAGGGAGCUUAGCCUUUUGAGGGAUGGAAUAACCCCAAAGGCGAUGGUUAUUUCCGAGCACAACGUCGAAAUGCCGAUCAAAGUAGCGUAA